CAAGCACCCGCCUCAGCCCGAAGUCAAAAACUGCCUCACCCAGACAGACGUUGCUCCUCUUUUCCUACCAAUUCCUCCUUCACAACUCAGAUCCAUCGUCCCAUCACGACUCAUCCUUCUCCCAUCUCUUUGGCGGAUCAUCAAUCGACUUCUAUUCUCUGGCAGCUACUCCCGUUACUCCCUGCUACAGAACAUGUGUUUCCAAGCCGGUGCCCUUUGUGGACCUGGUCGCCCUGCAGCCUGACGCGGGGGUUUCAUCGAGCUUUGUGAAUGCGCAGGAGUCCACUUUUAGCAGCACGUCUUCCGUGUCCUUGAAUCGUCGGGCCGCGUCACUGGUUGUCUGUGAUUGAGGCAGAAGUGUUUGGAUCCAUGGAAGAGACAACAGACCAUGUUGGCGAGGAUGUGAGGCCUAGCGCCGAACUUGUCGACGGCGGGGAGGAUACGCAGCCUCGUGGCGGAGACGCCAACUCCAGCUUGCAAUCAACCGCCACCGCCACCGAGACAUUGAAGAGACAUCUCAAUAACACCACAGCCUCCCUACGUAAUGCCUACCAUGUUAUGCGGGGGGACCGUUACAGUCGGAAAUCGGCUAAGAGAUAUGUGAAGGAAACGUUUUCUCACGCGCAAAGGCUGCACCAUGUCGUUGACGAAUUUGACCAUCAGCUGCAGCAAGAAACGGAACUCUUGCUCCGUGAUCGAAAAAGCAUGGAGGAAGACUGGGCGUACCUCAACGAGAUCAGAAUGAGUACCAUUAAACACACGGCGUGGUUGGAAGAUGGUGCAGAUCCGUUGUCCGUGCUAGGAAACAUGGAGGAUCCGCAAGACUUUGGCCGGCUUGUUGAGAAGCGAUUCCACAACCUGCGCGCCCAAAUAGACAUCCUCACUACUGAUCUGGCCAACCUCAAAAAGGCUCAUGACGAGCUCUUGUGUGAUAACACGGGCCUCAAAACGCGUAUCACGCAGCUAGAAGAGGACUAUGACAGUGAGUCCAGAGCCUGCAAAGACCUCGUGAAGGUUAACGAAACGCUUGAAAAGAACGCAUGCGAAUCCAAAAUGGCCAGAGAUGCUGCCGUAAGGGCGGAGGAACACGCUCGAGAUUUACUUUCGAAGGAGAGGGCCGACGCCGUGAAGGUAAAUGAGACCCUUGUGAAGGUUAUAGACGAUCAUGCGCGCGAGAGGGAGAAUUUCGCUCAAGAGCGAGAUGGUUUCUCCCUCGGCCGCGCGGAAUGCGCAGAGUUGAGGUCUCAGCUAGAUGCCGAAAGGCAGAAGACCGAGGCCCUGUCGAGACAAGUCUUCGACCAGAAUGAAACAUUGCGUGCCAAGGACGACAGUUUCGCACAACUGUCGGCGGACCAUGCGAAGCUGUUGGAGGAGAGCCAGUCCACCGAAGUAGCUCUUGCCAACUCGGACAAAGAGCGUGAUGAUCUCCGAGAACUUCUUGCCAGCUUGGAAGAGACCUAUCGAGGCACGGCAGGCGAGUUGCAGACGACUCUGUUGGAGAACUUUAGCCUCAGUGACGAUAGCAAGCAGGGGCAAAUUCGGUUCAACGUGUUGCGACGGCGCGUAAGACAACGGUCCUACGAUCAUAUAAGAUUGAACACAAGGGAGAUCCACCUCCGCGCUACGUUGGAAGCGCAAGCAGAAAUGUUGAACCAGGAACGGGCUCGCGCGGACAACGCCGAGCGCAAUGCUCAGCAGGCGGCUGACACUCUCCAGGAGACGCGGAUGGAGCUGGAGGCACAGCGCGAACAGGCCGAUCAAGCCAACGCCGCACUGGCACAGCGAGAAAAGGAAGUGGAGGCACUGCGCGGACAAGUUGAUCAAGCCAACGCCGCACUGGCGCAGCAGCGAGAAAAGGAAGUGGAGGCACUGCGCGGACAACAGCGAGAAAAGGAAGUGGAGGCACUGCGCGGACAAGUCGAUCAAGCCAACGCCGCACUGGCGCAGCGAGAAAAGGAAGUGGAGGCACUGCGCGGACAAGUUGAUCAGGCAUUGGCCGACGCAGCAGCGAACGCAAGGGAGGCGGAAGCAAAGCGCGAACAGGUUAAUAAACUCGACACUGCGCUGGCAGAAGAACGUCGACAAAGAGGAGCGGCGCAAGAGACGUCCGAUCAGCGUACUUCAGAACUAGCAGAGGAGCGUCGACAAGGAGAAGCGGCGCAACAUAAGGCAGAACAGUACGCUUUGAAUCCGCAAUUGCAUCAAGUUCAUAUGGAGGGCGAAGGGUACGCUAGCGGCCUGGGCGAGGAGUGGAACCAGAGAGAGGCAGAAUGCAGAGAGGCGCAGCAGGCCAAGGCAGAUGUGGAAGCACUCCAGCUAAAGAGCGACGCCUGCGGCCAUAAGAGAGGAUCUUUGAAGGGAGAAUUCUCUUCUCAUGAGGGAGCCACACAACGACAUUGGGACGCAGAGCGGAUUAGGGAGCCGAACGACCAGCUCAGUCCUCCAGGAGUCAGUGUUUCCAACGUUACACUUCGACCCAUGGUGCACAGCGACGCCAGAGCCAGCGGCCCUCUACCAAGCCUGGACGACAUAGAUAUUCAUCCGAACAAAGUCUUCUCCAGCCUUAUACGUCAGCGGAGUUAUCAAGACCAAUUCCCAGCAACUAUGUCCCCUCCGCAGUCAAGCAGAUUGCCGGAAACUGCUGGCCGUGUCAACAAUUGUGCCCCUUCCCUACCUUACUUCACACCACAGACUAUCAACAGCUUUGCCCAGGCUCCGCCGACUCCGCUGUCUGGCGGACCGCUCGCGCCACCACCUGCAGUUGCUGAUGAUACCGCAAUGGCUCCUACCCCUGAGACCCCUGUCGCUGUCCCACAACCUGCGCAUCGGGACCGGGUGGACUAUUACCAAUCUCAUUCUUGCCACUAUGAGCGCCGCAUAUGA
Cladophialophora immunda is the source of this 2883-nucleotide messenger RNA. RefSeq lists its product as uncharacterized. Lineage: Eukaryota; Fungi; Ascomycota; Eurotiomycetes; Chaetothyriales; Herpotrichiellaceae. The transcript has 2 exons. The record is from RefSeq and is a predicted model, not a curated record. Bases 370 to 2883 code for a protein of 837 amino acids.